Molecule: messenger RNA, 2609 nt
Organism: Cyprinus carpio (common carp)
Lineage: Eukaryota; Metazoa; Chordata; Actinopteri; Cypriniformes; Cyprinidae
Product: T-cell leukemia homeobox protein 3-like
Exons: 3
Coding region: 741-1634 (297 amino acids)
Biological process (GO): regulation of transcription by RNA polymerase II; animal organ development
Cellular component (GO): nucleus
Molecular function (GO): RNA polymerase II cis-regulatory region sequence-specific DNA binding; DNA-binding transcription factor activity, RNA polymerase II-specific
Source: RefSeq, a predicted model, not a curated record
UUCUUUCUUUCUUUCUUUCUUUCUUUCUUUCUUUCUUUCUUUUUUAUCUUAAUGCGUGAUUUGAUAAGUUUUCCUGGUUUAAUUAUACUGAUUAGAGUUUCUAGAAUCCAGAAAGAUUAUUAAAAUAUUUAAGUCAUCAAAUGAUGCUUUCCUCAUCUCAUCUGAUGAAACUAGCCUACACUACAAAAUACUUUUUCUACACAAAAGGGCCAUAUGGUAAAUAAUACAAUUGAUGAGCAUUUUAUUUUCCACAUGAGGCCACGGUAGAAUCUCUAUUAAAUACUCAAGAAUUUAAAAAGCCAUUGAUGCAUGCUGAUGUCAGCAUGUCCAUAAUAAAGAGAUACUUGACCAAUACAGAAAUUGGAGACUAAACGAUCUGCAUUUUAAAGAAUGAUGUCAAAACGCAUUAUGUUCUGUGACUUGAAACAAAAUGAAAGCCAAUAAGGAGAGGGAGUCUGUGCACUACCCAAUCAGAGAAGAGAAGAGCCCAACGAGUUCCGCGCAGGGAUCCAGUGGAGAGAGAGAGUGCCAGAAAUCUGCCAAGUCCUCGUGCCAAAAACUUUUUACCCACAGACGAAUGCGUCCAAGCCAUCCUAAGUCAAGAACUGAAUCUCGAGGAGUAAUACAUCAUAAAGUAGAUAUUACUAGGGAUUCCCUUAUUUAGUUUUCCAUUGUACAAUUCCAGGGCAAUCCGAAAUUGUCUGUGGAAUAUACUCACUGGAAAGGUUCGGGUGGUGAGGAUGGACCGAGCCCCAAGCUCCAGCCCAAGUGGCACCAGUCAAACAUCACAACCAACCCAACAUGAACCCAUCAGCUUCGGCAUUGACCAGAUUCUCAGCGGUACCGAUCAAGAGUCACAGCAGAACUCAACCAGGAAUAAUUCCGAGAGCAACAGCAGCAGCACGAGCGGAGGCGGUUACCAUCUCGGCAGCCCAACUGGAGCGAGCGCAACGCCGUACACGACACUUACGGGCACUUUUCACGGUAUCGCGGCUCCAUAUGAGGAGUCCAGUCCAUACGGAGUGAACUUGACUCUUGCACCCGGAGGAGUGAUUAGGGUCCCGGCUCACAGGCCCCUGGCCGCGGCCGUGCCCCCACCCAUGGCCAGCGCGGUACCCGGACUUGGAAGCCUCAGUUUUCCCUGGAUGGACAGCAGCCAGCGCUUCGCAAAAGACAGGUUUGCAGCCCUGACGCCUUUCACUGUGGCUCGGCGUAUUGGUCACCCGUACCAGAACCGCACACCACCUAAGAGAAAAAAGCCCCGUACGUCUUUCUCCCGAGUGCAGAUCUGUGAGCUGGAGAAGCGCUUCCACAGACAAAAAUACCUGGCCAGCGCUGAACGAGCAGCUUUGGCCAAAACUCUGAAGAUGACAGAUGCUCAGGUCAAAACCUGGUUUCAAAACCGCAGGACCAAAUGGAGGCGGCAGACGGCAGAGGAAAGGGAGGCAGAGCGUCAGCAGGCCAACCGGCUGAUGAUUCAACUCCAGCACGAUGCCUUCCAGAAGUCUUUGACUGAAUCAGUUCCAACAGACCCGCUCUGCAUCCACAACUCAUCACUGUUUGCCCUGCAGAACCUACAGCCUUGGGCGAGUGAGGAGAGUGGCAAACUCGGGGGAGUGACUGCGCUCGUAUGAGUACCACAACUCAAGAAGCAAAUGACGUUCUUGUUCUUUUUUGAUGGACUGGGAUGUUGGUUGACCUUAUCUCCAUCAUAAAAGACUAUUUAAUUCCACAAAAAAGUGAGGAACUAAUAUUGGCCGUCCAACAAUGAGCCAGCCCAUAUAAAUAAAUCAGUUCUACGUUGUAUGAGCCUCUGCAGAACAAACAAAGACCUUUUUUUUGUGGCGUGUCUGUGCGUACAGAGAUUUUUUUUUUUUUUUUUUUUAUCCCCAUCAGGGUCAGUUUCAUUGACAAUGUCACUUGUAGAAGGGAACAGGCCAUCUCAGCUGACCCUUUUACAGAUCCACUGAUCUUCUCCUCCAUCCUUUCAUUUGCCCUUCUGCACCCCCUGUGUAAUUUCUCCACCACUCAGAGCUGUACAAUACAGGAUAAAUGCAGAAGAGGGAAGUAACAAUGAAUGAAUUAUUUAUAAUGUGAAUUGCACAACCUAAAAUGCCCCCAAUCUGGGCAUUUGUGGGGAAAAAACGCACAAAUAAACAAAUAAACGCACAAAUAAAUACACUUUUCCAUCAUCUAUCUAAUUUAUUAUUUUUUUUCAGGCUGGGUAGUAUAUGAAUAUUUCCUCUUUUUUGGGUUCAAAGGAUAACCAGCUACUUUUUUUUUCAAUGAAACUACAUCCCAACCAUUUGAGGAAUCACAUGAAACGUCCAGAAGACAGGCAUAUGACAUUGUACAGGGUGGUUGCAAUCGGUUAGAUUUACACAGCAGUGAUUCCAAAUGCCGCUCAGAAACUCCUCAGAAUCAUGCUUCCAUGGUUGAAUGUUGUGUGUCAGAGGGAAAGAACAAUUUCAGAUGAAACAAGGGUUUGUUAGAUGCCCCUGUGAUGUAGGUGUGCUGUUGCAUCCCAAACUCUGUAUUAUACUUUGUAUUUGAUAAAUAUGUAAAUAGCAUACAAAAGGUAAUAAACAUUCUGUUUUGGCAUUAACACA